Messenger RNA from Anthostomella pinea, 378 nucleotides. The record is from the annotation of a GenBank genome assembly. NCBI's taxonomy places the organism in Eukaryota, Fungi, Ascomycota, Sordariomycetes, Xylariales, Xylariaceae.
AUGGAUCCUUACACGUGCUCCCCAGGCUUUUACACACUUGACCCUCAAAAGACCACCAAGCCGCAGCUCAUUCUAGGCCCGUUCCAAGGGAAGGUGGCCUGUCAGACCAUUGCCUUCGGCAGGGGAGUGUGCGGGACGGCGGCCUCGACUCAGGCCACACAGCUGGUACCGGAUGUUGAGAAAUUCACCGGCCAUAUAGCAUGCGACGGAGACAGCAAGAGCGAGAUCGUGGUGCCUAUUGUCGUGGGCGAGGGCGAGGCUAGGAAGCUCGUGGCUAUCAUCGAUAUCGACUGCGCGGAGCCCAACGGGUUCGACGAGGUGGAUCAGCAGUAUCUGGAGAAACUGGCAGAGUUACUGGGGAGGAGCUGUGACUGGUAG